Plasmodium inui San Antonio 1 is the source of this 1014-nucleotide messenger RNA. RefSeq lists its product as hypothetical. Lineage: Eukaryota; Apicomplexa; Aconoidasida; Haemosporida; Plasmodiidae. The transcript has 11 exons. The record is from RefSeq and is a predicted model, not a curated record. Bases 1 to 1014 code for a protein of 337 amino acids.
AUGCCAAAUAAAUACAAAAUCGCAGGGAUGGCGAGACGGGGCCUGCUUCUCCACUUUGCCCUGUUCUGCUUGUCCUAUGUUGCAAAGUGUAAAGUGCCCAAUGGAGGGUACGAACAUACGAAUAGCAGAUUCGUCCAAAGUAAAAUUAACGUUCUGACUUGGCUAACCAACGUAAUAUAUCCGUCCGAAACGCCCAAAUAUUUUAAAAAACAUUUGGAUUACCGUGUACAAAGGAGGAGCAGACGAGAAGCUCGCAACGGUAGAGAAGUAUGUCGCGAAUAUUUCUUGAAGCAGACUUACGACCCAGUCGAUCUGAAUAGCCAAUGGCUCCAAACGGACAACUGGCAGAUCGACAAUGAGAAGGCAGUGAUAGAAUACAAGGGGAGGGACAGCUGCAGAGAAUCAAAUCAUCCCUUUCCCUUUGGAUGGCUAGACAACAGGAUGAGCACCCGGACGUCCCUAAUCAAAAGGGACUUCUUCUGCAAGAAAACCAUAGCCCAGCUGGAGGUCCAAAUGAACGACGCGCAGUCAUGCGGGUUAAUUUUUCGCAUCGUCGGGGAGCGAAAUUAUUGGGGGCUCCUAAUAGACAACAAGAUUUUAAAGCUCAUUCGCGUCAAGGAGGGAGAGUUGUUGGUACUCAAGGAAUUCAAAGAACUGAAGAUUAAAAGCGACAACUGGUACGUCUUAUUUGCGCAGGAAGUGAUAAAGGACAUAAAGGUUAGGGCGGGGAAGUAUGGAGACCUUUCCGUUGACUAUCUCAGGAAAAGCGAAGACGAGUCGGAAUAUAGCACAGCUAAGCAGGGCGCGUUUGGACUGUUGGCCAACAAGGGGAACUGCAAAUUUAGGAACAUCGUGCUGCGAGGGAAGAAGUGGAGCAAAGAGUACGAAAAGCUGAAGAAGGGAACGCCCUCCCUGCUGUAUAAUCUGGAGGAAAUAGAGUCCCUAUAUGAUAAUUUUAAAGGUGCAUAUUUUGAGGGCCUAAUGUGGGGAGUCACGAAAGGGGGAAAACCAUAA